Prosopis cineraria is the source of this 1029-nucleotide messenger RNA. RefSeq names its product zinc finger A20 and AN1 domain-containing stress-associated protein 8. The coding region runs from base 313 to 828 and encodes 171 amino acids. Lineage: Eukaryota; Viridiplantae; Streptophyta; Magnoliopsida; Fabales; Fabaceae. The transcript has 2 exons. Gene Ontology annotation, molecular function: zinc ion binding; DNA binding. The record is from RefSeq and is a predicted model, not a curated record.
AUCACCCGAUGAGGAUCGAAAUCGAACUCCCCUCCCUCUCGCCUAGCUCUUUCCUCGGCUCUGCCCUCUCUCCUUAUCGGUCCAAAAUCUCCAAGGGCUAGCGUUUCGUUCUUGUUAUUUAUUUUCUACUUUUUAUCAUCUUUUUCUUGUUCCGUUAUGUUUUUUGAUUUUUAAUAAUUCAUUUUCGUUCGGUGUUUCAUUUGGUUAAUUCAGGACUCAUCCAAUGCGACGCUGAGCCUAUAGAUCGGUCUCAAGGUUUCAUUUCCCGCGAUUUCCUUUUUCUUCCUGCCCAACAGGGAAAGUUGAGAAAAGAUGGACCAUGGCAAGACUGGAUGUCAAACUCCUCCAGAAGGUCCUAUAUUGUGCAUCAAUAACUGUGGAUUUCUUGGAAGUGCUGCCACCAUGAACAUGUGUUCUAAGUGCCAUAAAGAUAUGAUGUUGAAACAGGAGCAGGCGCUUGCGGCAUCGUCCAUUGGGAAUAUUAUGAAUGGGUCAUCAAGCAGCAGUGGAAAUGAACCUUUUGUUUCUGCGAAUGUGAAUACCCCAGUCAAUUCAGUAGAGCCUAAAACUACAUCUGAAGAACCUUGUUUGGCUUCAGGCUCAAAGGAGAGUGGUGAGGCAAAGCCGAAGGAUGGACCCAAACGCUGCAAUAGCUGCAAUAAGCGGGUUGGUUUGACAGGGUUCAGUUGUCGAUGUGGUAACCUUUUCUGCGCCGCACACCGCUACUCGGACAAGCAUGAUUGCUCCUUUGAUUACCGCACUGCUGCAAGGGAUGCCAUAUCUAAAGCAAACCCAAUUGUUAAGGCUGAAAAGCUUGGUAAGAUUUAGGCCUGGUGUAUUGAAGUUUUUCCCUAGUUGAUGUUAUGCUCGAUUUCAUCGUGAGAUGACCCAAGUUUCCUGCUUUUUUUAAUGUUGUUGUUGUAUGUGGUGGGGAGUUUAGAAUUGUAGGACACAUCUGCAGUUUGAGGCACUAUUUCAUGUGAUCGGAGAAAAAAAUAUAUGCUGGUCCAAUUGUUUGAAGUCUUUAAA